CGGCCGAAAAUGGUGGCUGAGGUCGCAGUUUGGUCUCGGUCGGUGCGAAGAGAGCGCAGAAAUUCUCGGACAUCAAGCGAAGGUACGACCUGAGCGCGAUGGAUGCGCUCGGCGACGAAGAUGACGCGGCGGCGGCGACGCCACGGCGCCUCGUCAGAGUUCGGCGGCGCCACCUGUCACGCCUCAACCUGGAGAGGGUGCGCGCUCUCUUCGGGGUCAAUCUGCGAGCCGAGGAGCAGCUCUCGGACAGCGACGUCGCCUGGUUCACCGUGUGCACCACUUCGGCCGCCUCUGAAGCCCCAGACCUUGUUGCCCGUCUGCAGCGUUAUGUGGACGCGUCGUGCGCCGAGGCAGGUGGCACCGAAGAGGACUCCAGUUACGACUCGGACUGCGAGUCAGCACCGAAUGCAGGACCUCGCGGUCACGACGACGUGAGUCGCACCGUUUCCGAUACCCUUGGCGCUGAAUUUGCCGAGUACGUGUCGGCGCCGCCUGCGGGUUACACUCAAAAAGUGGAAUUCGGUCUCAAACUGGGCUACACGGAGCGACAGGUGCAAGUGGUGUUGGCGAAAAUUGGAACAAACCCGAGCCAGAACGAGCUCCUGGCAGAACUCAUCAAACUUGGCGCGGCCAGAAGUUGCUCAGAUUUUUCUCCUACUUCUGAAACUGCUCCUUUUUUGGGUGCCGAGGUGGUUGACGACAUAGACGACGGUGAUAGUGAAGAUGCCCAUUCAGCAAACCAGCUGAGGCACAUAGUCAUAGAUGGAAGCAAUUUGGCCAUGAGCCAUGGAAACAAAGAAAUGUUUAGCUGCAGAGGAAUUAAACUCUGCGUCGAGUGGUUUCAAGCGCGCGGCCAUAAAGACAUCACAGUAUUUGUUCCUCGUUGGCGCAAGGAGGCAUCUCGACCUGAACGACCCAUUAAAGACCAAGAAAUCCUCAAUGAACUCGAGCGCGAACGAAUUUUGGUCUUCACGCCUUCACGGUUGGUUGGCGGCAAAAGAGUUGCCUGCUAUGAUGAUCGCUACAUCCUUAAACUGGCCCUGGAGACAGACGGCGUUGUCGUUUCAAACGACAACUACCGAGACCUUCUCAGCCAGUGCCCUGAGUUCCGAAAAGUCGUUGAAGAGCGAAUUCUAAUGUACUCUUUUGUCAAUGACAAAUUUAUGCCACCUGAUGAUCCUUUGGGCCGAUCAGGACCGACUCUUGACAAGUUCCUUCGUGUUACCUCCGUAAAGGCUGAUCCCCCUAGACCGUGUCCGUAUGGCAAAAAAUGCACUUAUGGAAACAAGUGUAAAUACGCUCAUCCAGAGAGGGGUCCUCUGCCCCUAAAGUCUGUGUCUGAAAGACUGGCGGAGCACGCCCAAAGGCAGCUCCAGGCCCGUGCCAGUAGAGAUGCUAGCCCAGGUGACCAGUUGAAAAGUAGCAAAUCACUGAGUCUCCCUCCAAGUGAGCAACCUCGUAAAACCCCGCUGUCAAGGACAAGGUCCUCUGUUCCCAACUCUUCAAGCACAGAGCGAAGAGGAGUUUCGAAAAGCAAGAGUGUCGAAAAUGUAGCUUAUGGAUUUAGAGUGCCACCUCCCCAUGCUUCCUUUGUUGCUCCUCAACAGCAGCAGCAACAAAGGUGGGCUCCUGUUGGUCAUAUGAACCAAGAUUGGCACAUGAUGGUACCCCAGGGUGGCCAAAUGCCCCUCGGCAAGCAACUAUCCGAUCCACCAGCCAACCCACAGCACGAACAGACUGAACCGACCAACCUGCACCGAAAAUUGCAGCGACAGCUCACGCUUAACCCCAAUUACGACCCUAGACUAUUGCACCUUCAACAAGGGAACUAUGGUGGGCCUGCUGAACACAGACCCAUUGGUCGGUGCUCUACGAGUGCAAAUGAGUACAGAAUGCCCAUGUGGGAAACAUCACAUCAGUUUGGAGCUGCAGAGGCUAUGCACCAGAGUGUCACCCGAAUCGCAUCUGCACCCGAACCACUGCCCCCUCGGUGGCCACCGGCACCUAGACAGCAGCGCCAUAUUCAGUUGAACCAUGUUGGCGCCAGCUCGGAGCCAAACUUGAUGGUGCCUCCUCAGUGGGCACCUCCUCAUGUCGACGCAGAGGCACGCAGCAGAAUCAACUACCACCUCUCUUCGUUGUUUCCUGCAGAGCAGGUGCAAGCUGCCAUGAGCAUGCUCCCCGAAGAGACAAACCCGCAGAAGAUCUGCACACUCAUCCUCACAAUGUUCCCUAAACCCUAGGAGUUUAUAAGUGUGCAGGGUUGCCAGAGCAUCAAUCUUAUCCCAGCUGGCGAAGUUCAUUUUUCGAUGUUAUUUUUUUUCCAUUUUUUUAGAAUUUAUUAGUCAUGAGCAAACUGCCUCAAGGCUUGAAUGAUUUUUAUAGAAAGCCAGAAAUUGCAUUUUGUUAGUAUGCCCCAUUUAGCUCUGGAACCCUUUGUCGUAAUUAUGACGUUGAAACCAAUCUUAUACAGCACAAAUGUGCUUCUGUAAAAUUAUUGCUAUGGGUGUUUCACGGUGGCCCCUAGCUGCAGAUUUUCCAACCAAAUUGGUUGAAACGGACGCUUAAAUGAGAUGGAAGUGUAUAAUAGGGGUACUUUGUGCUGCACCCCUGUUUCUAUGUAAUUGAAAUUCUCGUUUCAAGCAUGAAAUGUGGAUAAAAAAGUAACUCUAUGAGUUGAUUAUUAGUUUCUCCCUCUAAUGGAUGUGUAUUUUCUCUACGUUUAGCUGCACAAAUUGCCAAAAUACGAGCUGAAAAUUCAUCCUUUAACGUUCUAUGUUGAAUGUAGAGAUUUUUACAGUGUAAAACUGACGUUUAAUGCAAAUAUUUGGCAGCAACUUUUGGUCCAAAUAUGCAAACAAUAAAAUUAUAUUUUCUGUUGACAU
Messenger RNA from Neocloeon triangulifer, 2885 nucleotides. RefSeq names its product ribonuclease ZC3H12A-like. The transcript is spliced from 7 exons. NCBI's taxonomy places the organism in Eukaryota, Metazoa, Arthropoda, Insecta, Ephemeroptera, Baetidae. Gene Ontology annotation, molecular function: metal ion binding; RNA endonuclease activity; mRNA binding. Gene Ontology annotation, cellular component: nucleus; cytoplasmic ribonucleoprotein granule. Bases 99 to 2243 code for a protein of 714 amino acids. The record is from RefSeq and is a predicted model, not a curated record.